Molecule: messenger RNA, 630 nt
Organism: Parnassius apollo (apollo)
Lineage: Eukaryota; Metazoa; Arthropoda; Insecta; Lepidoptera; Papilionidae
Source: the annotation of a GenBank genome assembly
AUGGCAGCAUUCGUAGUGGCUUCGGUGGCAGAAGAUCAAAUGCAAUGGACUCCUUACGGAAAAUUUCAAGUCUACAACCUACAACAGGAUCAACAGGUUCAACCAAGUGAAUACUCGGAGGGUUUCAACUUUGGCGGACAUGACACUAGCUCCCUUGGUGACCACGGCAGCUUGGGUCAAGAUUUUGGCGGCCAUAGUUUCGGUGGCCAUAGUUUCGGCGGACAUGAGUUUGGAGGUCACGACUUCAAGGCCCAGUCUUACCCUGUCCACCAGCAUAUAGAGGAAGAAAAUCCCGAACCAAUCAAGCAUUACAAAGAGGUCGUGGUACCGGUACAUAAGAACGUAGAGUUCAAAGUGAACCAGCCGGUUCUGAUCCCCGUUCCCCAUCCCGUACCCAUUCGGGUGCCUGUACCGAAAGCCGUUGUGAUACCGAUCAUAAAAGAAGUCUCGAUUCCUGUUGAGAAAUCUGUUCCCUAUCCCGUUGAGAAGACAAUCCAUGUUCCCAAGAUCAAGGAGGUCCCAUUCGAAGUUGUCAAACACAUUUUGGUACCAGUGGAGAAACCUUACCCAUUUAAAGUACCUGUUCACGAAACAAUAAUUCACACAAAGAAAGGCUCCCAUAAGAUAUAA